AUGUCUGGCCGUGGGAAGCAAGGCGGGAAGGCUCGGGCCAAGGCCAAGUCACGCUCAUCCCGGGCUGGGCUCCAGUUUCCCGUGGGCCGUGUCCACCGACUACUGCGCAAGGGCAACUACGCGGAGCGAGUGGGUGCCGGCGCCCCGGUGUACUUGGCGGCCGUGCUGGAGUACCUGACUGCUGAAAUCCUGGAGCUGGCAGGCAACGCUGCCCGCGACAACAAGAAGACGCGCAUCAUUCCCCGCCACUUGCAGCUGGCCAUCCGCAACGACGAGGAGCUGAACAAGCUGCUGGGCAAGGUGACGAUCGCGCAGGGCGGAGUGCUGCCCAACAUCCAGGCCGUGCUGCUGCCCAAGAAAACCGACAGUCACAAGGCAAAGAGCAAGUAAAACCUGGAGAGAGCGUUUCAAUUUCCGAAGUAACCCAAAGGCUCUUUUUAGAGCCACCCACUUCCUCAUAAAAGGAGCUGCAGGUCCUAGCAACCCA
Dryobates pubescens (Downy woodpecker) is the source of this 487-nucleotide messenger RNA. Its product is annotated as histone H2A. Gene Ontology annotation, cellular component: nucleosome. The record is from RefSeq and is a predicted model, not a curated record. The coding region runs from base 1 to 390 and encodes 129 amino acids. The transcript has a single exon. Gene Ontology annotation, molecular function: DNA binding; structural constituent of chromatin; protein heterodimerization activity. Lineage: Eukaryota; Metazoa; Chordata; Aves; Piciformes; Picidae.